AGAGAGGGAGGUGGGGAGGCAUGCGUCCUUAAUCUUUGGCAAUUUUGUUUUUUUAGUUUGUGGGCCCCCCCCCCCCCCGCCCCGCUUCCACCCUUUUUGACUUGACUGGGCAGUUGGCAAUUUUGAAGAACUUCUAGGCUCCUGCCCUCCGGGCCUUGGCACAUAAUUAUUCCCUCUGCCCUGUCCUUAAGCAGCUAGCUCCUCGUUCCUCAGCUCUUGGGGUGUCUCCUCCUCCAGGAAGCCCUUCCUGCUCCCCUGGAUCAGGCACCCCACUUUGAGCUCCCUGUCCCAUCCCUGAACACCCUAGGUCAUCACUGGUAAUGGAUCUGUGUCCCAUAUGGACUGGGAGUCCCAUGAGGUCAGAGCCAGUGGUGUCCUGGUUACUACCACAUCCUCAGCACCACAGGGCACAUUCAUUCCAUGAAAGUGGAAAAAAUGCUUCCCUUUCACCUCCUGGUCUUUGUACAUACUGUUCCUUUUGCUUAGGUACCUUUCCUCACUCCACCCUACUACUCAUGUUGGUCAUAGCUCAGAUGUUUCCUUCAUCAGGAAGCCUUCCCUUAUUCUCCUGGCUGAGCAAGGUGCUUCUUCUGGACUUCCUGUGCCAGCCAGCCCUGAUCCAGCCUGUGCCUCCCCCAUCACAGCCUUGACGACUCUGGAUCAUCACUGUCGAUGAGUGUGUCUUCUGUGCUGGAUGGGAGCCCCAGGAGGUUGUUCGAGUUACUCUUCUGUCCUUGGCACACAGCGAAAGGCCUAAGUGCAAAUUAGGUGCUGAAGGAACGUUUGCUGGCUGAAUAAACUGAUGAGAAAGAGCUGCUAAGGAUCGAGGACAGCAGAGAAUAAAGCAGACAAAGAAAGGGCUCUUAAUUCUUUCAGUCUUACUCAAGGUGUCCCCUCCUUUAGGAAGCUCUCCUUGAUCCCUAGGCUGGAUCAGGUGCCUAUUCUGGGCUUCCACAGUCCCCUGGGAUUGCUCACUACAGCCCUAACCACUCUAGGCCCUCACUGUGUAGAGACAGGUCUUCGCCCACUGAAUGAGGCACUCAGUCUCUCUAGUUCCCAUUUGCUCAGGGCCUGGGGGUCCUGUUUCAGGAUUUCUUAGGGCUCCAGAUGCGGUGCUCCUAAGUCUUGGGAAUACAAACACCUCAACCCCCCGGCCCUCGGGGGACCGCUGUGUCCCUUGGCCUCCACCCCCGGGUGCCAGACAUCUGGAUUCUUGGAUCAAUUCAUCCCCCAGCCCCUCUGCAAACUGAGUGCUCACGGAGGCCAGCCUCUCAGACAUGUGAUCAGUGUAGUUGACAGGUCCCUGUGCCGAGAGCCCUUUCAGGUGUGAUGCUCUGUGGUUGCCAUCUGGAAAUUCUUAAUUUUCUUUUUGAAUUUGGAUUUUGUAAGUGCGGUCUGAAGGGAUGUCAAGCAUGCGCUAGAGGGGACUGGAGCCUUGGCUCACACACGGCUCCACCUCCUGCCACCUCCCGCGUCCCUGGGACAGGCUCUGUCUGCCUUUAUCUCCCUGCCCCUGCCCCGUGACCACUGUCACCUCAAACUUCAGCAGGGCCUGGGUGCAGCCGGGAAGAGCAGGGUCAUGCACUCAUGCCUCAAGGCAUCUCGGGUGGGGCAUGGCAGUGGGUAGCUGCUGACCGGAAGGGGAGCCCAGCCACCCAGUUGCUCUGGCUGUGGGACAAGGUCUGCAGACAAGGUCUGUGAGGGUCUGUGCUCUCAAGCGUCCAAGGUGUUUGCCUUUGGGAAUAUGACAUUAAACACCAGGAGGAGUGGAGAAAGACGGCAGAAGAAAGGAAAAAUGCAUUUCUAUUUUAAUACCUUUAAUGGCACUCUUCCCUGCCUUUUGAACCGGGUCCCCAAUAUUUACAUUUUGCACCGAGCCCCACAAAUUAUGUAGCCGGCCCUGCCCCUAACCCCACCCCUUCCCUGACACAUCCCAGAUUGUAUGUCCCAGAGGGAGUGGGUCUGAAGAUAGGCUGGGAAUGUCACCGGGCUCUGGACCUGCCUUGGCCCAGGGGACAGGAAACCAUAGUGGAUAUGGCCCCAAGGUUGUCUGAGGCCCUGGCCUGACCUCCAGAGCUGGGGACUGCCUCCACACUGACCUCUCUGUUCGCAUAUCUGGGGAACCAGCUUCUAGAAUCACUUUGCAGUGACCUCUGGGAACAGGAGCAGUGAAGAAUCACAGAGCAGGUGUAAGGAGAGGCCCCACAUUCAACCUUCCCUCUGCUCACUGGGCCUGGGCCAGGUUGGGGUCAGCACCCAGGAUCCAGGCAGGCCUGAGCAAGAGGAGACUCCCCACCCUGGGUACCACUCCCUCCCAAGAUGCUAGUUCUUCUGGUCUGGCUAGUUGGGGUUCCUCCCUGAAACUCUCCCACGCAGCUGGGGCCUGCAGGGCCUCUGGUCCCAAACACACAAUAGUUACAGUAUUAUUACCCUGCCUCGCUCCAUCCCUCAGGAGAUAGGUGUUUUCAGGUCCUUUUGGCAAAAGAGGCAGCUGAAGUUCAGAGAGGGAGUCCCAGUUGCUUGCAGUCACACAGCAAGAGGAUGGCACAGGCAGGAUUAAAAUUUCAGUCUUGUCCAAUUUCAGAAUUGAUACUUUGAUGCUCCUUCCUUUAUUAUAAAACAGAUCUCUCAGAGGCUCAGAGAGGUGAAGACACUUCCUUGGGGUCACACAGCAAACCCUAAGCAGGGCUGGGAUUUCAAGGCUGGAAGGCUGGAAGGCAAGGAGGCAGGGGCCCAGUGCUGGAUGACUUCACAAGUAGUCAUUCGCUUUCUCUCUGUGAGCCUCAGCAUGAUGCCAAGUGACGUCACCUAUAUGACUGAGGUGCUAGUCAUUAUUGGGAAUAGGGGUGCCCAAUGGGGUCUGGGGGAAUAGAUAAUAUCUUUAUGGACACAGCCGCUAUUUUUCCCUGGCACAGAAACAUCUUAUCUAUGAGCCGGGAAAAACAAAGGAAGGUUAGAGAUGUAGCUUAUAUAAUGAUAUAAUAUAGCAUAAUAAUAUAAAUGUUAUUAUAUAAUAAACAUAACCUAUAUAAAUACUAUAAUAUAACACAGCAUAACGUAACAUAGGCAGUCAGUUAUAUGAGCCUGGAUAUGGAGGUGCUUAGUCAUUUUGCGGUUCGCAGGAUGUUCUUGUUGUUUCAGAAUUCAGACGCGGUCAUGCAGUGGUUCUGAGUGUGUCCCCCUCCAGCACGUCACAGUGUGGCCCUGGCUGGGGUUGGUGUUCAGUGUUGGUGUGUAAUAGAACCCCACGGCCUCACUGUGGGUGCCUGGCCAACUCCCUGAUGUCAGGGGCUGCUUUUCUUCUUUACCUGGAAGACUGCCCAGCUCCCUCACUGGUCUCCUGGCCUUCUCUCUCCUUCCAGAAUCCUUUCCUUUUUUACACAGAGGCCACGGUGACAGUCUUUCUUUUUUUUCUCUCUCUUUUCUUUUUUUAAGUAUAAUUUACAUUUAGCGAAGUAUAUAAGUAUACAGCUGUGUAAUUUUUUUUUUUAAAGAUUUUAUUUAUUUAUUUAUUUGUCAGAGAGAGAGAGAGCACAAGCAGGGGGAGCAGCAGGCAGAAGGAGAAGCAGACUCCCCGCUGAGCAAGGAGCCUAAUGUGGGACUCAAUUCCAGGCCCCGGGAGGUCAUGACCUGAGCCGAAGGCAGAUGCUUAACCCACUGAGCCACCCAGGCGUCCCCAGCUGGGUAAUUCUUUACAAAUUUGUACACACAUAUAACUACUGCCUGGAGGAAGAUAGUGGGGGCUCAUCACCAUCGCUCCUUUGGGACAAUGGAAUCCCUGUUCUGUUCUAGAACUUCAUGUAAAUGGAGUUACAUGGUAUGGUUUAUUUGCAUAAGGCUUCUGAGCUCUACAUAAAUUUCGAGAUUCAUCCAUGGGGCUGUAGACACCAGUAGUUGGCUUGUUUUCACUGCUGAGUGAUAUUUCCCAUGGGGUGAAUGACCCACUCAUUCUUUUCCAUUCCCUUCUUGAUGGAUAUUUGCAUUCGUUCCCAGAUUUUGAUCCUAUUAAAAAGCAAGUCUGAUUGUAUCCUCUUCCCCCACCUCUGGCUGAUUUAGACCCUCUUAACAUUUAUCCACCUUUCUCAGAAUUCACUGAAAUCUCUUCACGGGGCCUGUAAUGUCCUGACCGGUCUAGCCCCUGCCUGGCUCUUGGGCGUCAGGGUCCACCUUCCUCCUCUUUGUCCUCUGAGCUCCCUCUGCUUUGUAAUCGGCUCUGCCCCCUGUCUUUGAACCACAGCUCGAAGGACACCUUCCGGCAAGCUUCACUGACCAGCCAGCCUCCACCCCUAGACUCCAUACCUCCUUGGAGCUCCCUACACUUCUCCCUUCAUUGUUCCUUGUAUAUAACAGUUUGUGUGAUCACUUAAUAUCUGUCUCCCCCAUCAGACAGUAAGCUCCAUGAGGACAGGCAUUGGUUCUGUCUUGCCCUCCAACAGUCGCCCAAACCAAAGCUUGCCCCCCGUUAAGUACUCAUGAAAUAUUUCCGGAGUGCUGAGUGUCGAGUAGACCCAUUCUGAACCUCAGUACUUUCCCCUCUACCCCCCCCCCAAACCCACAGACUUUCUCCUGGAGACUGUCAGGGAAACUUGCCUCCUGCCCUUUCCCUCCUCAGCAGCUGUGGGUGACACACCCAGGGGUGGGUGCCCCGCCCCACGGCGGACGCUGAUUUGGCCUGGUUGGGCAAGGCCAGGGUUGCCUGGGGGGAGGUUACUCAUCCUGGGCUCAGGUAAGAGGGCCCAGGUUGGGAGGCGGCACACUCAGGGGGGACGCCGAGGGAGCAGGACGGAGCCAUGGACCCUGCCAGGAAAGUAGGCGCCCAGGCAGUGAUCCGGGCGACAGGGCAGCUGUUGCUUCUGCUUCUUCUUGGAGGAGCGCAGGCCCUGGAGUGCUACAGCUGCGUGCAGAAAGCGGAUGACGGAUGCUCUCCGCAGAAGACCAAGACGGUGAAGUGCGCGCCGGGCGUGGACGUCUGCACAGAGGCCGUGGGGGCGGUGGAGACCAUCCACGGGCAGUUCUCGGUGGCAGUGCGGGGCUGCGGUUCGGGACUCCCGGGCAAGAAUGACCGCGGCCUGGACCUUCACGGGCUUCUGGCCUUCAUUCAGCUGCAGCAGUGCUCCCAGGACCGCUGCAACACCAAACUCAACCUCACGUCGCGAGCGCUCAACCCCUCAGGCAACGAGAGUGCGUACCCGCCCAACGGUGCCGAGUGCUACAGCUGCGUGGGGCUGGGCCGCAAGGCGUGCCAGGGCACGGCGCCGCCCGUCGUGAGCUGCUACAACGCCAGCGACCGCGUCUACAAGGGCUGCUUCGACGGUAACGUCACCCUGACGGCAGCGAAUGUGACUGUAUCCUUGCCUGUUCGGGGCUGUGUCCAGGACGAGUUCUGCACCCGGGAUGCGGUGACAGGCCCAGGGUUCACACUCAGUGGCUCCUGCUGCCAGGGGUCCCGCUGUAACUCGGACCUCCACAACAAGACCUUUUUCUCCCCUCGAAUCCCACCCCUUGUCCUGUUGCCCGCUCAUAAGCCCACCACUCUGGCCCCAACCACCUCUGUCACUACUUCCACCCCAGCCCCAACCACUCCUGUCUCUACCACCAAACCCGCCUCAGCGCCAACCAGCCAGACUUCUGCACAGGAAGUACAUCCGGAGACCUCGUGGAAAGAGGAAUCUAGCUUGGCCGCAGGUGCUGCUGGCCACCAGGACCGUAGUAAUAUGGAGCAGUACUCUACAAAAGACGUGGCCUAUGGUAAAGGCUCUGCAACUUUCUCCAUUGGGUUGGCGUCACUUCUGUUGGCUGUGACUGCUGGCAACUUACUAUGAGUUUUCCCAUCUAGAAACCUCCAUCUUGCCCUAUUCCCUGGCCCUGGGCACCCUCUCUUGCCGUUACUUCCCUUUCCCUGACUGGACUGGGCUGGCCCAGCGUCUGUUCUUCCAAUCUCCCCCACUCUCCCCAGCUUCUGCUGCACUGGUUUGCGGCCUUGGGAAAUAAAGUUACCAUUGUAUAUAUCCUGCCAGGGUGUUGCAGCUUUUCGAAGGCAGCAAAUGCAUCUCCCUCACCUUUGUCUCUCCCUCCUCUCCUCUUGGUGCCUGGGACCGAGAAAAGUCAGGGCUGUCACAGGGAAAAUGGGAGAAACAAUGAUAAGCUUCCUGUUCGCCUUCUUAUAGCCAAUCUGGAAUAUGGGGGGUGGAGCGGGCUAAUCAUGCCCUCCUCUGCUGGCUGCUGCCCCUGCCCCCCAUCUCUGUGGCAGUUUUUUUGGCAUCCAACUUCCUUACUAGACUGUGAGCUCCUCAAGGGCAGGGACCGGGCCUUAUGCCCCUGUGUGGUCAGCUUCUGGCACAGAAA
Messenger RNA from Mirounga angustirostris (Northern elephant seal), 6345 nucleotides. It is a transcript of the gene LYPD3, whose product is annotated as LY6/PLAUR domain containing 3. Lineage: Eukaryota; Metazoa; Chordata; Mammalia; Carnivora; Phocidae. The record is from RefSeq and is a predicted model, not a curated record. Bases 4791 to 5822 code for a protein of 343 amino acids. Gene Ontology annotation, cellular component: plasma membrane. The transcript has 5 exons.